Messenger RNA from Closterium sp. Yama58-4, 2934 nucleotides. The record is from the annotation of a GenBank genome assembly. NCBI's taxonomy places the organism in Eukaryota, Viridiplantae, Streptophyta, Zygnematophyceae, Desmidiales, Closteriaceae.
AUGGGUUGCUUUCGGCCUUCGCGCGGCGCGAUCGAGUCGUUCCACGAACUUUCGAUCGCGACCUUCUUGCCACGUGGCAUUCGAGCUCUCCUCCUCACGAUCGCCAUCGUCUUAAUCGUCACAGCCCCGACCGCGCUAAGCGAAAGCGGAAGCGAAAGCGGCAGCAGAGACAGCGGCGCGCGCAGCGACGUAGAUGUUUCUCAAAGCAGCAGAGACAGCAGCGCGCGCAGCGACGUAGAUGUUUCUCAAAGCAGCAGAGACAGCAGCGCGCGCAGCGACGUAGAUGUUUCUCAAAGCAGCAGAGACAGCAGCGCGCGUCUCGGGGAACGUGGAUCCGAGCACGUUAGAUUAGAAGAUGCUGGUGAUGAUGAUGCUGAUAAUGUGGAUGGUGGCAUUGAAGAUGGGUUAUUUGAGGAUGGAAUGGAGCAUGUACCCGAGGACGAGGGAGAGUUUGACGAGCACGAUAGCGAGUCUCCUUUUGACGAGGACGUUGAUUUGGAGGGCUGGGAUGACGUGGAAGACGGCGAGUCUGACGUUGAUGAUGACGUGGUUGGCGCUGACGUGGAUGAGGGCACAGAUUACACAGAAGGUUGGGGUGAUUCUGCCAGUGAGGAUGACAAUGAAGACGGGGAUGAGGAUGAGAAUGAGAAUGAGGGAGAUUACGCAAAUGAGGAUGAGGAUGAGGAUGGGGAUGAGGAUGAGGACGGCCAUGGGGAGGAGGAAGGCUUUGAAGAUGGCGAUGGGGAGUUCAGUACAGAGGACGAUGGUGAUCAUGAUAAUGAUUACGAUAUCGAAUCAGAACUUGGUUCGGGAUCUGAUUGGGAUUCGAUACCGGAUAUAGAUACGGAUUUCGAUCUGGCCGGCAUUUUUGCGUAUGAGAAGGAAGGUUCCGCGAUGGUGCCGCUGCCAGAGAGGGAGGCGCGAUUGGUGGAGGAUUUGCUGACGUGGAUGGAGAAGCACGGGGGCCAAUCGGUGGAAGGGGGUGUAAGAUCUAAGAUCCAGAACGCUGGCGACGAUGUGACUGUAGCCGCGUGGCUAUUAAGAGAGUGGAGGAAGGGUAAGGAGUCUUUUUACUCCCCAUGGAUUAAUCUCCUCCCGGGGUAUGUGCCGCUGCCGAUAUUCUGGGAUGAGGCGACACUGGGGGAGUUGGAUUGUGGGGAUGCUAUAGAGAGAAUAGAGGAGGCGAUUAGGUAUGUUGAGGAGGCGUUUUCUCUCAGUUCGAGUGAGAGUAUUGCGGGUGCUUCUAUGGAGGAGUUUAAGUGGGCGGUUGCGAUCGUGUGGUCGCGAUCCGUGCCGAUCUCGGCCGUUGGUUUGAGGGGCAGUGGGAAAAGGGGGAGGAGGAGGGGGAGGGGGGGAAGGAGGGAGGGAGGAGGGAAGGCAGGGGAGGAGGGGGAGGAUGAGGAGGAGUUUUGGCAGUAUAUGGAGGAGGAGGUGGAGAAGGAGGAUGAUGAGGGAGAGGGGGAAGGAGAGGAGGGAGGGGAGAGAGGGGAGGGGGAGGAGGUGCAUGUGUUGCUGCCGCUGCUAGAUCUCUUCAACCAUGAGUUCUACUACACUGCAGACUGGCAGCCCACCAUCCACUCCUCCACCGCUGACAUCAACAUCUUUGCUGCUGACGUCAUCUCGCCAGGCCAGCCAAUCAGCGUUGGCUAUGGCUCCAUGGACACCGCCCAGUUCCUGCUGCUGUACGGCUUCGUGCCGCCCAACAACCCGUUUGACCGAUUCGUCCUUUUCGAAAACGCCGAGGCGCUUCUUGACUACUACGAGACGAAAUAUCUUGCUGCCACAUCAGGAGGAUCAAUGGGAGGAAAAGACACAUCAUCAGAAGAGGAAGACGAAGGGAUGGAGGGAGGAGGAGCAGGAGGAGAAGGAGAAGAAGAAGGGGGAGGAGGGGCAGCAGCAGCAGCAGGUUCUGAUGCUGGUACUGUAGAUGGAACUGAUGUUAAUAAUGAAUCAGACUAUACUGAGAAAUACCCGUGGCUGACUGGUUCGUUCGACCGAGACUCGGCUGCGGCUUCAGUAACCGCCGCCAUAGGUGCGGUGGAGGCUCGGCAGGUGGACUACACAGCUGAGCACGACUUGGAUCGGCAGCUGCUAGGCAUGGCAGCAGGGGCGGUGGCAGGUUCGGAAGCACUUGCAGUAGGCCGGGAGGGGUAUGUGGAUGCACGGCUGCUAGCCGCUCUGGCUGCUAUUGGCAUGCCGUCACAUGACCCUGCAUUUGACUUCCAUGCCUUGGCUGAAACCAUUCUGCGCCUUGUGUGUCGAGACGGUGUCACCUGUACCACGCUCAAGCAGCAGCAGACUUUCCACCUGGCAGUCUUAGAAGCAGCGGGAGCAGAAGGAGCAGCAGGAGGGGAGGGAGCAGCAGGAGGAGAGGGAGCAGAAGGAGGGGAGGGGGCAGAAGGAGGGAAGGAAGCAACAGGAGCAGGGGAGGGUAGUGGUAAGGACAGACCACACAGUAAAGCAGUAGAGGCAGCUGCUCGCUCAGCAAUGCUUGCUGGCUCCAUUAUAGGAGCUGCUGAUGUGGUACGUAACAUUCUGCGCGCUACACUACGCGAAUUCAAGAGCACGUUUAUGGAGGAUUAUAACCUGCUAAAGAAGACGCUUGUAGAGGAUGCGUCGUGUGAAAUGGGAGACAGAGAAAGGGAAGGCAACGCAGAGAGAGGAGGUGAGGGGUAUAGCGGUGAAAGGGACAGGCAGGGCAGUGGUGGUGGUAGCAGUGGUAGCAGGAGGGAAGAUGGGAGAGGAAGUGAAGGGACGUGUGGGGUGCCUGUAUUACAGCUCCCAGAGGAGAAGGUUCAGGCUAUUAAGUUCCGGCUCUCAGCUAAGCAACUGCUGUUGCGAGCUCUUAGUUUUUUAGAAGAUGUGUGUCCAGAAGAAGGGGUGUAUGAUGCUGAUUAUGCUACUGAGUCAGAUACUACAGAGGAUGACAAGUGA